Molecule: messenger RNA, 4200 nt
Organism: Parnassius mnemosyne (clouded apollo)
Lineage: Eukaryota; Metazoa; Arthropoda; Insecta; Lepidoptera; Papilionidae
Source: the annotation of a GenBank genome assembly
GAAACCAUCCCAAUGAAAAUGCUGAUAGAUUUAGAGACUCAAAUAAGAUCUUUACUCUUUGAAGGUAAGAUAUGCAAGAUUGCUGUUUUGAAAAAUAUAUAAUUUAAAAUAAAAAUUACUUAUUACCUUUAGCUUGUAAAGUUCCAAAUAAUAAUUGUUAAGCAUAAUACAUUUGCAUUGAUGACAUUUGAUUCAAUGCAAAACUAGGCACAAGAGAGAACGGUGAGCUGAAAGUAGGGAAAUUUGGAAUAGGGCAACGGAACCCAAGGGGCCAGCAGCUGGCCGACUUCAUGGAGAAAGAGGGACUCUUUAUGAUGAACUCUUUCUUCCAGAAGCGGCCCCACAGGAAGUGGACCUGGUCGAGCCCCGACGGUUCGACAAAAAAUGAGAUUGACUUCAUUAUGACGACCAGACGACAACUGUUCAGUGAUGUCUCCGUGAUCGCGAGGGUGAAAACUGGUAGCGAUCACCGAAUGGUUAGAGGCACACUGAACCUAAACGUUAAGUUGGAGAGGUCUCGUCUAAUGAAGUCAACGCUCCGUCCCCCUCGUGCUCUGUUCCAAAGUCCCGAAACCUUUCAGCUCGAGUUACAAAACCGUUUUCAGUGCCUAGAAGACUGCAAUGAAGUGGACGAUAUGAAUGACAAGCUCGUGGAAACUGUCCAUGCGGUCGGAGCUAAGUUCUGCAAGACCCGCCGCAGAAGAACACAAAAACUCUCCGAUAACACUCUUAAUCUCAUGGCUGUUAGACGGGAGAUGAAGCUACAUUCUUCAACAGACUUGACAGCAUACAGGCAUCUGAACAGACAGAUCUCCAAAUGCAUGCGGCGGGACUUACGCAACUUCAAUACAGCUCGUAUUGAAGAAGCGAUCGAGCGGAACCAAGGCUCCAAAGUCUUUGCCAGAGAUCUGUCUGCCAGAAAGAGCCAACUGUCAAAGCUGAAGACAGAAUGUGGCAGCAUCGUUUCCGGGACACCUGAGAUUUUGAGUGAGAUUGAGAGGUUCUAUGGGCAGCUGUACACAUCAUCGUUGGAGCCACACGCAAGUGUGAGUAACGAUCCAAGAGCGAGUCUCAUCCGACACUAUUCCGAAGAUAUCCCGGACGUCAGUCUGAGCGAGAUUAGAAUGGCUCUCCAGCACCUUAAAAACGGUAAGGCCCCAGGCGAGGAUGGAAUUACAGCGGAGCUUCUGAAAGCGGGUGGAAGACCGGUACUUGAAGUCCUUCAGAAGCUCUUUAAUUCUGUCCUCCAUGGUGGUAUUACACCGGAGGCGUGGAGCAGAAGUGCGGUGGUCUUGUUCUUCAAGAAAGGUGACAACGCUCUCUUGAAGAACUACAGACCGAUUUCCCUUCUGAGCCGCGUCUACGUGCUGUUUUCGAGAGUCAUUACGAAUCGUCUCGCGCGCAGUUUUGACGACUUCCAGCCUCCCGAACAAGCCGGUUUCCGAAAAGGCUUUAGCACCAUAGACCACAUACAUACCCUUCGGCAAAUUGUACAGAAGUCCGAAGAGUACAAUUUGCCACUAUGUCUGGCCUAUGUGGACUAUGAGAAAGCCUUUGAUUCCGUCGAAAUUUGGGCGGUGCUGCAGUCCCUUCAGCGGUGCCAAGUUGACUGUCGGUAUAUCGAAGUGUUGAAGUGUUUGUACAAUAGGGCUACGAUGGCUAUCCGAGUACAGAACCAGAAUACGAAACCUAUCCAAUUGCAGAGAGGUGUAAGACAGGGUGACGUCAUAUCCCCGAAACUCUUCACCGCUGCAUUGGAAGACGUUUUCAAGCUUCUGGACUGGAAAGGAUACGGUAUCAACAUCAAUGGCGAGUACAUCACUCACCUUCGAUUUGCCGACGAUAUAGUCCUUAUGGCAGAAUCGCUGGAGGACCUAAGCACUAUGCUCAAUGACCUCAAUAGUGUUUCCCAACGGAUAGGUCUUAAGAUGAACAUGGACAAAACAAAGAUCAUGUUUAAUGUCCAUGUCACACCUAUGCCGGUAGUUGUUGGGAGCACUAAGCUUGAAGUUGUUGACGAGUAUGUUUACCUGGGACAAAUAGUCCGACUAGGUAAGUCCAACUUCGACCGAGAGGUCAAUCGACGGAUUCAACUCGGCUGGGCAGCGUUCGGGAAGCUACGACACAUCUUCUCGUCAGACAUACCUCAAAACCUUAAAACGAAAUUGUACAACCAGUGCGUGUUGCCAGUGAUGACUUACGGAACUGAGACGUGGUCCUUCACUGCUGGCCGUAUGAGGAAGCUCAAGGUCGCUCAGCGAGCUAUGGAGAGGGCUAUGCUCGGAGUUUCUCUGCGUGAUAAACUUAGGAAUGAGGAUAUCCGCAGUAGAACCAGAGUGACCGACAUAGCCCAACGGAUUAGUAAGCUGAAGUGGCAGUGGGCCGGCCAUAUAGCUCGAAGAACCGACAACCGAUGGGGAAGAAAGGUUCUCGAGUGGCAGCCUCGUACCGGUAGGCGAAGUGUAGGGCGUCCCCCCACGAGAUGGAGUGACGACCUGGUAAGACAUGCAGGAAGUCGAUGGAUGCAGGUGGCUCAGGACCGUGCUUUGUGGCAUUCUUUGGGGGAGGCCUAUGUUCAGCAGUGGACUUGUGAAGGGCUGUAAUGAUGAUGAUGAUGAUAAUACAUUUUGUUUCAGAAAAUCCUAUAACAUGUAAUUGUGAAUCCCAAGAACAGUGGAAAUGGAUGCAGGAACACCUUAAAAUAAUUCGAAAAGGUAGCAAAAAUUUAUUUUGUGAACAUCCUGAUGAACUUCAAGGACACCGUUUUACAGAAUUGACACCUCAGAAAUUGUGUGAUGUGCCCAUCGUGAUUCGAGUUGCUAUACAAGAUAUACAAACAUACUCUGUAAUAGUUUCGUGGCAAAGCCGCAAUCAAACUGGUUUAAAUGGAUUUCAAGUGGUUUAUUUCGGAGAACAAAACCCAAAAAGCAUACGAGGCAAAAUCCUUAAUAGUACUGCGCGUUCAACAAUAUUAAAUCACUUAAUACCAGGAACGCGUUAUAAUGUUUGCGUUAUAGCCGUUGGAAAUUUCGGACUCUCUACAGACUCGACGAUACCCGACGCAAGAGUUGCACCACCAAAAGAAAGUUUAAGCAUUACUUUAUUUGGAGAUGAACAACAAAUGAAUCAUGUACGAAUUGCAAUGAACGAUUCGUUAACGACAAAAUGUACGAGUGUGCGUACAAUUGAAAUUUUCGGAGCAGCCUUGGAUAGCCCAUUUUCUAAUACUUACUUAGGAAUCGCUGAUAUAUUAACUAGAAGACUAAGCUUAGUAGUUGGUUGCUGUAUAGGUUUUAUAGUAUUCGUUGUAUUUGUGUCUGCAUUGGGAUACAUAAAAACAAAAAAACGUCCAGUUAUAAUUAAAUCAGAAGUCCAACAAACUCCACAAUAUAUUUCAUAUGAUAAUUUUUCUACAUCUAAUCCUGAUGCUCAAACCACAGAAAUGGAUUUAAAUACAAUAACAAAUAAAGCAAAAUCGCAUACUAAUAAAUCUGAUUAAAAAAUCAAUAAAGAAUAAAUUCUUAGUUCUUGGUUCUCUUGUCAUCCAAAGAAGUCAGUUAAGAAACGCAGCUAACAUUCUUGGUAAUAUAUGCGAAGAACAGCACUAUUUUAAACUUUUAGUUUUUUUAAUAGAUUAGCAUAAUGACAUCAUGCUUAAAUCUUAUUAUCUAACAUAAUGAUACUUAAUACAAGUAGUACGUAAUUGUACGAAUAACAAUAUUGCCGAAGUAGCCCAUGCAUGUAUAAGUAUCUUUUAUAUAUUUUUUGAGCCUAAAAAAUUUCAUUUAAAUAAUUUAUCGAGUGACUCAGUAAUAAUUGAGUGUGAAAUUUCUGAGAUAUGUGGAAGUCAAAUAUUAAUUAGGUUAGACAAAUUCGAAAAUACUUGUGUAAUAUAGGUUCAAUUUAGACAAAGUAUGAAAAAAAAAAGUUUUGUGUUUUAUUAAAAAGUUUAAUUUAUAUGGAUUUAAUUUUAACAUAGUCAUAAGUUAUGUAAAUGUGUAAAAUACGCUGUAAAAAGUAGUGAUAAUAAAGUAAAAUAUAUAAUGAUAUAAGAGAUGAACUAAUAAGUUAACAUAUAUCUGAUCUGUAUUUUAAAAAUACUGUAAGAUUUCUAGAGUUCAUUGGAACGUUAUCACUAUAAUGUUAAACUUGUACUUAGUAUUAAAAUGUAUCGGACCUGUCGAAUAAUUGUUUUCGUAU